GCUGGUCGCGUGCUGGUGUCAUGGCGGCUUGCAGGCGCUGCUGCUGGUGCCUCCGACUCCGGCAGCGGAGAGAGGGUCCCCGCCGUCUGCCAGGGCGGGAUCGGGCACUCACUCAGUUGCAGGUGCGAGCGCUGUGGAGUAACGCGGGGUCCCGAGCUGUGGCCAUAGAUUUAGGCAACAGAAAAUUAGAAAUAUCCUCUGGAAAACUGGCCAGAUUUGCAGAUGGCUCUGCUGUAGUACAGUCAGGUGACACUGCAGUGAUGGUCACAGCAGUCAGUAAAACAAAACCAUCACCAUCCCAGUUCAUGCCUUUGGUGGUUGACUACAGACAGAAGGCUGCUGCAGCAGGUAGAAUUCCUACAAACUAUCUUAGAAGAGAGAUUGGUUCUUCCGAUAAAGAAAUUCUAACAAGUCGAAUUAUAGAUCGUUCAAUUAGACCUCUCUUUCCAGCUGGCUACUUUUAUGAUACGCAGAUCCUUUGUAAUCUGUUAGCAGUUGACGGUAUCAAUGAACCAGAUGUUCUAGCAGUUAAUGGUGCUUCUGUAGCACUCUCAUUAUCAGAUAUUCCUUGGAAUGGACCCAUUGGUGCAGUUCGAAUAGGAAUGAUUGAUGGAGAAUGUGUUGUUAACCCAACUCGAAAAGAAAUGUCUUCUAGUCCUUUAAACUUAGUGGUUGCUGGAGCACCGAAAAGUCAUGUUGUCAUGUUAGAAGCCUCUGCAGAAAACAUUUUACAGCAGGACUUUUGCCAUGCUAUCAAAGUAGGAGUGAAAUAUACCCAACAAAUAAUUCAGGGCAUCCAGCAGUUGGUAAAAGAAAUUGGUGUUACCAAGAGGACACCUCAGAAGUUAUUUACUCCUUUGCCAGAGAUUGUGAAACAUGCUCAUAAACUCGCCAUGGAGAAACUCUAUGCAGUUUUUACGAAUUAUGAACAUGAUAAAAUUUCCAGAGAUGAAGCUGUUAACAAGAUAAGGUUGGAUACAGAGGAACAACUAAAAGAAAAAUUUCCAGAAGCCGAUCCAUUUGAAAUAAUAGAGUCCUUCAAUGUUGUUGCAAAGGAAGUUUUUAGAGGUAUUAUUUUGAAUGAAUACAAAAGGUGUGAUGGUCGAGAUUUGACUUCACUUAGGAAUAUAAAUUGUGAGGUGGAUAUGUUUAAAACACUUCAUGGAUCAGCAUUAUUUCAAAGGGGACAAACACAGGUGCUUUGUACUGUGACAUUUGAUUCAUUAGAAUCCAGUAUUAAGUCGGAUCGGAUUAUAACAGCUAUAAAUGGUGUAAAAGAUAAAAAUUUCAUGUUACACUAUGAGUUUCCUCCUUAUGCAACUAAUGAAAUUGGCAAAGUCACUGGUGUAAACAGAAGAGAACUUGGGCAUGGUGCACUUGCUGAGAAAGCCUUGUAUCCUGUUAUUCCAAAGGAUUUUCCUUUCACUAUAAGAGUCACAUCUGAAGUCUUAGAGUCAAAUGGAUCAUCCUCUAUGGCAUCUGCAUGUGGUGGAAGUUUAGCACUGAUGGAUGCAGGAGUUCCAAUUUCAUCUGCUGUUGCAGGUGUAGCAGUAGGAUUGGUCACCAAAAACAAUGCUGAGAAGGGUGAAAUAGAAGAUUAUCGUUUACUGACAGAUAUUCUGGGAAUUGAAGAUUACAAUGGUGACAUGGAUUUCAAAAUAGCUGGCACUAAUAAGGGAAUAACUGCAUUACAGGUAUAUUUAAAAUCCAUUUUAUUUCAUUUUUAUAGUGUUUAAGUAACAUCAGUUGCAAAGAAGGAAAUAUUACAGAUUAUGAACAAAACUAUUGCAAAGCCUCGAGCAUCUAGAAAGGAAAAUGGACCAGUUGUAGAAACUGUUCAGGUUCCGUUAUCAAAACGAGCAAAAUUUAUUGGACCAGGUGGAUAUAAUUUAAAAAAACUUCAGGCUGAAACAGGUGUAACUGUCAGUCAGGUGGAUGAAGAAACAUUUUCUGUAUUUGCACCAACACCCAGUGCUAUGCAUGAGGCCAGAGACUUUAUUAACGAAAUCUGCAAAGAUGAUCAGGAGCAGCAAUUAGAAUUUGGAGCAGUAUAUACCGCCACGAUAACUGAAAUCAGAGAUUCUGGGGUGAUGGUAAAACUGUAUCCAAAUAUGACUGCAGUCCUACUUCAUAACACACAGCUUGAUCAACGAAAGAUUAAACAUCCCACUGCCCUAGGAUUAGAAGUUGGCCAAGAAAUUCAGGUGAAAUACUUUGGUCGUGAUCCUGCUGAUGGAAGAAUGAGGCUUUCUCGUAAAGUUCUUCAGUCUCCAGCUACUACUGUUGUCAGAACUCUUAAUGAUAGAAGCAGUAUUGUACUGGGAGAACCUGUCUCACAGUCAUCAUCUAAUUCUUCUCGGUGAUUUUUUGUUAUUUUGUUUUGUUUCGUUUGAGAAUUCUAGGGUGGUAUUCUGUUGAGCAAAAUUUUAGUAGUAUCUUUUAGUGUGUAGACUUAUAUGUACUCUAAUAUAUUCUAAUUAUUUUUAUUAAAAUGCUCAUUUACGUGUGCCAUUUUUUAAUUUUAA
Messenger RNA from Tupaia belangeri chinensis (Chinese tree shrew), 2525 nucleotides. RefSeq names its product polyribonucleotide nucleotidyltransferase 1 (gene PNPT1). Gene Ontology annotation, cellular component: cytosol; mitochondrion. The record is from RefSeq and is a predicted model, not a curated record. Gene Ontology annotation, biological process: mitochondrial RNA 3'-end processing; mitochondrial mRNA catabolic process. The transcript has 27 exons. Gene Ontology annotation, molecular function: polyribonucleotide nucleotidyltransferase activity; 3'-5'-RNA exonuclease activity; RNA binding. Lineage: Eukaryota; Metazoa; Chordata; Mammalia; Scandentia; Tupaiidae.